Mercenaria mercenaria is the source of this 3880-nucleotide messenger RNA. Its product is annotated as O-acyltransferase like protein-like. NCBI's taxonomy places the organism in Eukaryota, Metazoa, Mollusca, Bivalvia, Venerida, Veneridae. Gene Ontology annotation, molecular function: acyltransferase activity, transferring groups other than amino-acyl groups. The coding region runs from base 244 to 2688 and encodes 814 amino acids. The transcript is spliced from 15 exons. The record is from RefSeq and is a predicted model, not a curated record.
GUGAAUUAUUUAGUUAUGAAAGUGGCGUAUCUUAAACCGAAUAUUUCGCAAAAAACAAAUCGAAUACGAGAUGCUUUUUGAACCGUCAGAAAAAAAACCUCGGAGACUAAAACAUAAAGAACAAGAUUGGGUAUGUAAACAAACAUAGAUAACUACUUAAAAUUACCGCACGAUCCGACUUGGUUGCGAAAUAUCUGGUUAAAGAAGUUUAUAAAUUCACUCGGAUAAGACGCGCCUAUAAUCAUGCCUCGUUUAACAUUUUUGGCAGUUGUUUGUGUUUGCGUUUGUUCUUGUGACAAAAUAGAUGCUAUUGAAAAUGUAACACAAACACCCUCAGUGGCUCUAAAUGGAAGCGCGAUAGAUGUUUUAAAUAAUGUUUUCGGAGUAUUUGGCAAGUUGCUGAAUAAUACAAAUGGUCUCAAUGGAAUUGGAGAUUUUCUUAACGGGUUACUGCAAGGUGGGGCCGGGGACAAGAAAUGGACAACACAAAAACCUAAAACUACUAGCGAAAGGCCGGACUCAGAAUCUCAAAAUAUCUUAGAGUUUCUACAGCCAUUAUUACCAAUGCUAGCCAGUACUGGACUGAGUGACCCGAUGAAACUCAUUCCCAUGGCUCUUUCCUAUCUGCAAUCGCUGGAUCCAGUUUUACAAGCAAGUGGUGUCAGCAACUCAUGCCGGAAAGAUAUGAAUCUUUGGUUCAAAGGUCUUGGUAGGUUCGAAGGAUGGGCAUGGAAGAUGAUCGAUUCUAGUUUCAAGAUUCCAAGUAAUCUUGCGGGCUUCAAUCUCAAGUGGCUUGGCGACAUGGAAGAGUGCACAGCUAUUCAAGCUAAUAUUUACGACAAUGUAACAGCCAAAACGGAACAGUUCGAUGGAAAAUAUUGUCGAAUUAUUUUUCCUUUAGGCGAUCUUGGAGGUGGGGGUCAGCUUCUGAUUCUUGGUUCAUGUGCUUCAAGUCGCUGUUCAAAUGACGAUGUGACGAUUAUGGUUAACUCCUUGGUUAGUGCCGUUGCUCCAGAAGGGUUUCCACUAAAAGCUCUUGUGUCCUGUAUUGGAGACACGCCGGAACUGGAUUCAAAAGCAAUAGCAGCUAUUUGCAUACUGGGAGUGCUAGGUGCCCUUGUUGUGAUUGGGACAAUUUAUGACGCCAUCGCUAUCCAGAUGACGUCACAGAAGGAAAGCAAACCGCCUGUAUUAAUAUCUACAAUUCCCCGAGAAUCUCCACCGCCUUAUAUUGCGUAUGAUAAGAUGCCCGGAGAAGAAGGAGGGGGCGAUGGUUAUUCAAUUACAAAUAGUGAUAAAGGCGCUACCAACAACAGAACUGAGGAUGCUCAAAAUAUGGCGCCUGCCAAUCCCGGAGAAAGGAAACUUCAGAGAACCCCAAAAAGUAUACUUGGGAAAAUCCUUAUAGCGUUCUCUGUAUAUACAAACGGAUGCAAGUUGCUCGGAACUGGUCAAGGAGCCGGAAGUCUAGGUGCAGUAAAUGGGAUCCGAUUCCUUAGUAUGGCAUGGGUCAUACUUGGUCAUACGUAUUUUUUUGCCGUGGGAUAUGCAACCAAUGCUGCACCAUUGACGGGUAAAAAGUUCAACCAGUGGACAUUUACCGCAAUCAUAAAUGCGUCUGUAUCUGUGGACACUUUCUUUGCAUUGAGUGGAAUUCUUGUGGCAUAUCUGACUUUACGUGAGCUGAAGAAAGUGGGAGGGGCUUGCAAAUUCAACUGGUUUAUGUUUUAUUUCCACAGGUUUUGGAGACUAACGCCACCGUAUAUGUUGAUCCUCAUGUGUGGAACGGUAUUGUAUAAAUACCUAACCCAAGGCCCACUAAGUCAGGGAGAAGGAGAAAGUACGUUUAUGGUCAACUGCAAAGAUAGCUGGUGGACAAAUCUUCUUUAUGUCAACAACUACGUGAAUGUAGACAAAUCGUGCAUGGGAUGGACAUGGUACCUGGCCAAUGACAUGCAAAUGUAUAUUAUAAGUCCCCUCAUACUGCUGCCUUUAUUCUACAACGUCAUUUUUGGCGGAAUCACCAGUACAUUAUUUUUGGCUGGAACAAUUGCGGCAACAGCUAUUAUAACGAAUGAACACCAAUACCCGGCACAAUCAUGGUCGCCUUUUGCUCCGAAGCAAGAUGAGCACUACUUCAAACAGAUGUACAUCCCUGCAUCGACUAGACUCGGACCGUAUUUAGUUGGGCUUGUCACUGGCUAUGUGUUGUAUAAAUGCAAAUGCAGAUUCAGGAUACCAGUGAUGAUCAACUUAGCUUGCUGGCUCCUAUGCAUCGGUGCAGUCUGUUCUAUUGUUUAUGGUCCUUUUACCAAGGACGAUGAGCAUAUAUUUACAGCAGAGCAAUCCACUGCCUAUAACACAUUGUUUAGGACUGGCUGGGGCGUGGCUAUAUGUUGGAUUGUCUUUGCUUGUGCUACUGGAUACGGAGGCUGGAUAAAUGAGCUGUUGUCAUGGAGUCCCUUUGUACCACUUGGUAGACUCACCUACUGUGCCUAUCUUCUACAUCCAUUUGUAAUGGCAUAUUACUACGAGACCAGUCCAAAGCCUGUAUACUUCUCGGAUUACGGAAUUAUCUAUCUAUUUCUCGGAAAUCUCGUGCUUUCCUACGGUGCUGCCUUUAUGGUUUCUUUGUUCUUCGAAUCGCCUAUGAUGGGACUUGAGAAAGCCCUCUUUAAGAAGAAAUGAUAAAGAAACAGGACAAAAGCCAGUGAAUGGGUUUGGUAGACGAAUCAACAUAGAAAAAUUGAUUAUUUCUGUAUUACAUUUCAUGUAAAACAGAAAAAAAACAUCUUCAGGCAGAUGCACUUUGACUCAUUGUAGAUAAUAUAUUGUUUUAUGUUUUGUAUCAUUUAUUUGUGGUAAUAUUUUCUGUAUAAAAUGUACUGAAUUGCUCUUGGCAUAGUAUUACGGCAGUGCAUACCAGUCAUUUGUCCCACAUGAAGAGCUCAAGUGUCGAUUAAUGUCACCUUAAGGUUUAUGUAAAGUGUUUGAGAUCACCCCUUGGGUAAAUUUUCAUUUUGGAAAUUAUACCCGACAGACCCAUAAUAUUCAUAACAUAUAUAUACGGAGAAGUUCAGAAGAAGUAGAAAAUACUUUAUACAGAGGUCACCUUGUUUGGUAAUAUGCAUUUUGUCUUACAAAACAUGUACUUCAACUGAUCACAUUAUAUUUUGUACAAAAUAUCAAACUUCUUUUUCAAACACAUUUUUUCUCUAAAUUUAUUUUUGUUGUGUGUCUUACAUACUUAUCUAGGUACUCCGGAAAAUGAAAAAUAGUUUACUUUUAUAUUUGUUGAAAUACUGCAGUUUUUGUCAAUUUGACAGCUCUACUUUCACUUACAUUUUGCCAUGUUUGCAUUUUUUUUUGAAAUGUACAUGGUUUAUAACACUUUCAACCCCGGAGUACCUGGACAAACAUGUUAGACGCACAAUGAUAACAAAAGUAAUGACAAAAUACUUUUGAAAAAGAAGUUUGAUAUCUUCUACAAAAUAGAACAUGAACAGUCAAAGCACAUGUGGUAUAAGACAAAAUGUGUUGUCCAAAAGGGAAUAACCUGUCUUAAUAGUUUCUUCAAUUUAUUAUAAACAAUUUGGUGUAUUCUUCAUCAUAGACCAAUGCCUAUGCGGCGUAAAAAACUAAAACAAAAAUUCACCCGAGGGGUGGUUUCUAAAGACUUUACUUGAACUUUAAACAGCCGUGGUGAUUAAAUGCACUACUUAUUAGAAUGUCCCGGCUCCUUCUUUAAUAAAAGAUCAAAGCUUAAACCAAAAAUAUUUUAUCAAAGGCCGAGUAUUAUCAAGUUUAAAGAUUUAUUAUCAAGUACAAGGGGAUCCACUUUGACAAAUCUUGCUUACUUUGUAAAAGAUCUGAUUGAAUA